GGGAGUAGCCAAUCAUCUGGUAGAGACUCUAAUCCCCGCCCCCGCCGGUCAGCUGCAAGACCUUGAGUGCAGGGGGCGGCGAGACACGUCCUCCUUCAGUACCUGCCCCGCGGCGGGUGAAGUGUGCGGCUGCGUCCUCCGCAGGGCUAGGGGUCUGAGAUCCAGCCAUGACUGCCAAAGAUUAUCCAUCAUUAUGGGGCUUUGGAACAACAAAAACAUUUAAAAUUCCUGUUGAGCAUUUGGAUUUCAAGUAUAUUGAAAAAUGUAGAGAUGUUAAACAUUUGGAAAAAAUUCUUUGUGUGCUCAGGUCUGGUGAAGAGGGAUAUUAUCCUGAACUCACAGAAUUUUGUGAAAAGCGUCUUUCAGGCUUGGCUCCUGCAAGUAGAGCUUUGAGGAAAGAUAAGCCUGCAGCAACAGCGUCCAGUUUUACAGCAGAAGAAUGGGAAAAAAUUGACGGUGAUAUAAAGAGUUGGGUCUCAGAAAUUAAAAAAGAAGAUGAUAAAAUGCACUUUCAUGAAACUGACACAUUUCCUGUAAUGGAAGAUCAUUUGCCUCCAGUUCGUGGUGCAAACAGCCAUCUUCAUGUUGCCAAGGAAAAAAAUUCUAAAAGUAGACCAGCUAAAAAGAAAAUUCCAAGGGAUUAUGCAGAGUGGGAUAAAUUUGACGUGGAAAAGGAAUGUUCAAAAAUUGAUGAAGAUUACAAAGAAAAAACUGUGAUCAACAAUAAGUCACAUUUGUCUAAAAUUGAGACAAGACUAGAUACAGCAGGUCUGACUGAGAAGGAAAAGGAUUUUCUUGCUACUCGUGAAAAGGAGAAGGGAAACGAAGCUUUCAACUCAGGCGAUUAUGAAGAGGCUGUGAUGUAUUAUACUCGGAGCAUAUCGGUGCUUCCCACAGUGGCUGCCUAUAAUAACCGCGCUCAAGCAGAACUCAAACUGCAGAACUGGAACAGCGCUUUUCAGGAUUGUGAAAAGGUCUUGCAGUUAGAACCUGGAAACUUGAAGGCACUUCUGCGCCGUGCCACUACCUAUAAACAUCAAAACAAGCUCCAGGAAGCUAUAGAAGAUUUGAAUAAAGUACUGGCUGUUGAACCUGCUAAUGAGUUGGCCAAAAAAACCUUGUCAGAGGUUGAAAGAGAUCUGAAAAUUUCUGAACCUGCAUCUAAGGCUCAAACCAAGGGGAAAAGGAUGAUGAUUCAGGAAAUCGAAAACUCAGAAGAUGAAGAUGAAAAGGGCAGUGGAAGAAAACCUGAAGACGGCAGUGGAGAUAAGAAGGCCGCGGAGUCGGCGGGAGCCGAGUGCGCCGCGGACCCGCGCGCCAUGGGCAACAUCCAGAAGAAGCUGACCCGCAAGAGCGAGGGCGGCAAGCGGCAGGAUCGGGGUGCGCCGCGGAGGGGCCGGGCGCCAGAGGCUCGCGCCGACAAGCGGGGCCAGACGCGGGACUCCGCGACGGCGGGAGGCGCCAACGGGCACCCAGGCGGCGGGCGAGGCGCCGGGGACCCCGCGGCCUGUGCGUUCCCGGAGCCCGCCACCCUGCCGCCCGCGCCCGUCGCCCCGGUCGGCCCCGCCAGCCUGAAGAGUCAGGGCAACGAGCUUUUCAAACACGGGCAGUUCGCCGAGGCGGCCCUCAAGUACUCGGCGGCGAUCGCGCAGCUGGAGCCUGCAGGAAGUGGAAGUGCAGAUGAUCUCAGUAUCUUAUAUUCAAAUAGAGCAGCAUGUUACCUAAAAGACGGAAACUGCAGUGGCUGCAUUCAAGAUUGUAACAGGGCUCUGGAACUUCAUCCAUUCUCAGUCAAGCCACUUCUUCGACGAGCAAUGGCCUAUGAAACUUUAGAGCAGUAUCAGAAAGCAUAUGUGGAUUAUAAAACAGUGCUGCAAAUAGACUGCGGAAUCCAGGUAGCAAACGACAGUAUUAACAGGAUAACAAAAAUUUUAAUGGCUCUGGAUGGACCAAGCUGGCGGGAGAAGCUGUUACGCAUUCCUACUGUGCCCACAUCCGCGCAGUUGCGAGCUUGGCAGCCUGUGGCGGAGCCACCCCCAGACCAAGGGGGCGAUUCCUGCAGCCAUCACCAGCCGGGCAUCAUAGAUGAAAAAAUGUUUACAACCCUUAAGGAAGAAGGAAAUCAGUGUGUAAAGGACAAAAACUAUAAAGAUGCUCUCAGUAAAUACAGUGCGUGCUUGAAGAUUAACAGCAAGGACUGUGCCAUUUAUACAAACAGAGCUCUCUGUUACUUGAAGCUGUGCCAGUUUGAAGAGGCGAAGCAGGACUGUGAUCAGGCGCUUCAGAUAGAUCACGCGAACGUGAAAGCAUGCUAUAGACGUGCCCUGGCUCAGAAAGGACUCAAGAAUUAUCAGAACAGUUUAAAUGAUCUCCAUAAAGUUCUCCAACUAGACCCACGUAUUGUUGAGGCGAAGAUGGAGCUGGAAGAGGUCACCAGAAUGCUUAAUACUCAGGAUACUGCAGCAUCAUUGAGCCCAGAAAAGGAGAGAAGGAAAAUUGAGAUUCAAGAGGUGAAUGAAGGCCAUAAAGAAGAGCCUGAAAGGACCUCGGAGGAGAUCGCCACAGACUGCCUUGCUUCUGAGAAGGGGGACACGAGCAACGGGCCACGGGAAUUUUAUGAAAAAUUAUCGAUCACCAAGCCUAACAACGCCUACGAAUUUGGUCAGGUUAUAAACGCCAUCAGCACGAGGAAAGAUAAAGAAGCCUGUGCGCACCUGUUAUCCAUCACGGAACCGAAAGAUCUGCCAGUGCUGCUGAGCAACAAACUUGAAGGGGAUGCAUUCAUCCUCCUCAUUCAGUCUCUGAAAACCCAUCUUAUUGAGAAAGAUCCCUCUUUGGUGUAUCAGCAUCUUCUGUAUCUGAGUAAAGCAGAAAGGUUUAAGAUGACGUUGACUCUCAUUAGGAAGGGCCAAGAGGAGCAGAUCCAGCAGCUCUUUGAUGACCUCUCAGACACCCCAAGCAAACACUUCACCUUGGAAGAUGUACAGGCCCUCAAAAGGCAGUAUGAGUCUUAAGUCAAGAUUACUGUUAGAUUGGCUUCCAGGCAUGAAUGUGUUCCAGCCUGCUAAUGAGAUGGUAUGGCAAUAGAGUUGCGUGGAUAAAACCUGCCUUAGAAAAGAUCCCUUGGUCUGGACUCUAAAAUAUUUUUACUUAUUUUUAUACAUAGAACACAUAUAUUCUACAAUCUCCUUUUUAUUCGCUGUAAAUAUUUUCCUAUAUACCAGAGCUAACAUCUUUAUAUUUAAUAAUAAGUAUGUUUGGAACUUGUUAAAAUACAUUUUAAUUUAUAUUAUACAUUUUCUUUCCAUAGCUUGUUAAAAAUUUAUGUUUCUUUGGGUUCUAGAGUCCUCUUAAGUCUGAUAGAAGUCUUUUUCUUGAAAAUUUAUUUUUAAAAGUGAAAAUCACUACCCGUGAUUCUUACAUCACCUUUAUUUUCCUGCUGAGAUAGUAUAAACCCCAUUUUAUACUACUGGUGGACUAGAGUCCACAAAGAUGAAAUGCAGCAAUAUGAAAUGAUUAUUAAAUGAGUUGUGAUUAUUUAGAGCUAUAAGAGGAACUUAUUUUUGUCUAAAAUGGAAGUAUUGCCUGAUAAUUAAGAGCAGAAAUUGCCAAAAAUUCUACCACUUUUUAACUAGAUUUUUAAAAGCUAAUUUCCCUUAUGGAUUGCUGACAUAAGUGAUAACAAAACCACUGCUAUAUAAAAGCAACUAAACCUGCAUUUCUCUUUAAACUGUCACUUCCUCGUUUUCCUCCAUGUUCUAUGUCUUCUGUCUCUUUUUUUUUCCCCUCCUUUAAGCAUGAUCAGACUUACUCCCUCCGUGUAGAAGGGAAAGUGAAGACCGGAUCGUAUGGAGAGGUCCCUUGUUAACUGGGUCAAAGCCCAAGAGUUUCUUACAAUAAAACAUUCAGGUCUCUGUCA
Messenger RNA from Phacochoerus africanus (Common warthog), 3919 nucleotides. It is a transcript of the gene SPAG1, whose product is annotated as sperm associated antigen 1. The coding region runs from base 168 to 3014 and encodes 948 amino acids. Gene Ontology annotation, biological process: axonemal dynein complex assembly. Gene Ontology annotation, molecular function: heat shock protein binding. Lineage: Eukaryota; Metazoa; Chordata; Mammalia; Artiodactyla; Suidae. Gene Ontology annotation, cellular component: cytosol; mitochondrion. The record is from RefSeq and is a predicted model, not a curated record. The transcript has 19 exons.